AUGAUGCUGAAAGGUGGAGAAGACAACAUGAUUGUAUUAUUUGAUAGGCUCAGAAUUGGCAUAGACAUUAUAGAAAUAAGAGCAGGGAACACUAGAAACAGCGUGUCCAAUAGUAUAACACCUUUGGCUAAAUCUGCUGAACAGGUUGGUAAAGUAGAUUCCAAAAAGCCAAUAAAUAGAUCUGGUAAGGCUAAACAAAGCACUUUGGAAGAAACUAUUCGUAAAAUUCUCUAA
Funneliformis geosporum is the source of this 234-nucleotide messenger RNA. The record is from the annotation of a GenBank genome assembly. NCBI's taxonomy places the organism in Eukaryota, Fungi, Glomeromycota, Glomeromycetes, Glomerales, Glomeraceae.